ACAGUCACUGGUGUGAGUAUAUGGGGCUCUGGAGGCAUAGGCAAGACCACUCUAGGCAAUGAAAUUUGUCGCCGACUUUGGGCCUAUUCCAAACACUGGCAGGUCAUCAAAGUUGAUCUCAGGGAGAAAGACUCGCUGGGGGAUUUGUUUAAGGACAUAAUUUUGGAACUGCAACAGAAAGAUGAUGGCAUGGACUCAUCAGAGGAUCUACAUAACAGCCUACAGGAUACCAUGGACAUAAAGCUGCAAGCAACCAUUUUAGACCAGCUCGGCAGAAUCAACCGCAGAACGAUCGUCAUGCUUGAUAAUGUUGACGACAUAAUUAACAAAAAUGAAAAAGAAUUUCUGCUCUUUGUCCAAAAACUUUUGAAGGAGUUACAGAAAAAAUGCAAGGUCAGGGUGAUCAUCACAAGCCGUGUAAACCUCCAGUGUGACACGUCUGGACCGACCAUAUCAGACUUGAGGGAGUUAAUGAGGCCGGUGAAGGUACAACAGUUAGAGACACACCACGCGAAGGAACUUAUCAGGAAGUGUACUCCAAAGGGUCUGGUGUCAGAUGACGAAUGUGACAGUCUUGUUAUCCUGACUGAUGGAAACCCCCUCGCUUUACGUACAAUAUGCAGUAUUCUGAAAAACUGCUUUAGACAAGUUAAACCAACUGAGGUGAUUGCACAUCUGAGGAGCGAUGCUGAAAAACUCUCUAUGGUUGGCAUGGAGAAAUGCCUUCGGGAGAGUUUUGACAGACUUGAAGAAAGCAUGAAGAAUAUUCUGAUGCAGCUGACCUUGUUUAAGACCUCAUCUUUUGACCUUCAGGCUGCCAAUGCUGUUAUAAAGGGAAACAAUGCCCCAAAGUCACAAGAUCAGAUGACAAAGAUGGAAGACAAUGCCCCAAAGUCACAAGAUCUGAUGACAAAGAUGAAUGUAUUCCGUUUGAAAAGCUGUCAUCUUAUUGAGGUCCAAGAUUUGACCAUUCAGACAGAAGGAGACGUGGUCCAGAACAGGAAGCCGAGACCUCCGGAAUUGGGAGACAGCAACAGAAGUGUACUUUACUCCCUUCACCCCUUGGUGUUUGAAUUUCUUUCCAAGCAGAAAAGUCAAUUUUCUGAUGUAAUGAGGUCUGCAAGAAUCAGGUUUUUUGAAUAUAUGGUAAGGAUUAUUACAAUAAUCGGAAAGGAACAAGAAAACUCUUUUUAUAAUGCUGAAUCUCAUUUGAGAGAGUACAAUGUGCACAUUAAUAGCUUUUUUGAAGUUAUCUCAGAAAUAAGAAGAGAUUCUGAUAUUAAGGCUGGAACCUUUAAUCUGGACACAUUAAACAGAAUUUCGGAGAUUGGAAGACGUACGCUUUCACAAAAAGGCCAGCUAGCCUGGCUUCGCUGGGUUACAGAAAGAGCUGAACGUAAUAAUGACAUUGAAAUGUGGUUCGAUUUCCAUGGCUACUACAUCCAGCUGUUGAUAGAAAUGGAUGACACUACAGGCAUACCCGCCAUUAUAAGUAAAACAGAGAAAAAGCUUGCUGAUGUAAUGAGCAGACCGAGGAGAUCGCAUCAAGCUAGUAUGAAAAAAGCACUAGGAAACUACUACUAUCGAAAGGCAUUGUACUUCAAAAAAGUUGAAAUACGUCAAAAGGUAUGGGACAACUUGGAAAAAGCUAGGGAGUAUUUAGAGGACUGUGGAAGUCUUGAACCAAGACACACAAUGAUACUUGCCAAUGUUUACAAUGACUUUGGUUGUUACUACUACCAGCAUGACAAUGAAAAAUGCAGGCUGUUUCAUGAAAAAGCAAUAGAAAAGGCAUCACACAGGAGACCUCCUGGUGUAGGAGAUGACCAUCCAGAUGUCGACCUGUUCAGGAAUAACCGUGCUGUUUGUUUGCUGAAGGAUGUAAUUGACAGGACUUUGGACCAGUCAUCCUGCGACAGGUAUAUCAACGAGGCACUAGAACAUUUCAGCAAUACAAUAGCAACAGGACGAAUGCGUGGCACGGAUAACACAGAAUCCCAUGCUUCAGCACUGAGAAACAGAUCUGUUUUGUAUCUUCAGUUAAAAAAGUAUGAGGAAGCAAGAUCUGAUGCUAAAAGAUGUCUGGAAGUACAAAAAAAGAUUGUGUGUGAACCACAUGUGGACUUGACAUUGAGUUAUAAUAAUGUGGCUCGUAUUCUGUAUAACUGGGGUGACCAGAUGAUGCGAGACCAUGAUACUGACCAGGGAAUGAGACUGCUCAAAGAAUCAGUCAAUUACUAUAAUCAAACAAUGCUGAAGAUAAAGAAUGGAGGGAUGGCCACAAGCCAUGCAGAAUAUGCUGACAUCAAGAAAUUCCAUGUGAAAGCUGUUGACAGAACAGACAAAGAUAGAAAACAGUUGUUACAGCAGGAAUACCUGCAGUUGGAAUGCCAGAUGAGUAGUGCAGACUACUCUGAUGAUGGCAUUUCACUAAACAGUGAUGAAGAGAUUUCAAGUGGUGAUGCACUAUCUACUGACCCGCAGACAAGCAGUUCUGAAGACGAACAGACAGACACAUUUCAGGAUGCACAGACAGAAACAUUAAAGGAGAUACCAGUAGAUGCUCAGAAGACUGUUGAUAACACCCCUAAUUUCACAGCUCCAGCGCCCAAGGCUAAAGGCAGAUAUGUUCACCAGGAUUCCGGCUAUGGUAGUAGUGUCAGUUCUAUCCGUAGUUCUACCUCACGCCAUUUGUCCCGACAAGAAUCGUUUGAGAUUCUUGAUAGACCAAGGAUGACAUCAAAUACGUCGGGAUCUUCAGAAGAUGUCUUUUCAAAACCAUCUAGUGAUGCAUCUUACAUAGAAAUGAAGGUAGACUUGUCUGAGGAUCUUACACGACCAAGGAUGCCAUCACACAGUUCAGGAUCUUUAGUCUCCCGAAGAAAACGUCUUUCCCGGGAUGUAUCUUUAGAAGAAUUGAUGGAAGAAAUACUUCCAAAGAAAAAGAAGAGGCAUCCCAAAGUAGAAGGAAGAAGCCAUUCUCAACAGGAAGUCGAGAACAAGGGAGAUAAUAGGAAGAAGAGGUUGUCCAGAGGCUAUAGUGACUCAGCUACACCCCAAACUACUGAAGGAUCAGACUGGAUAGUACCUGUUGAACAAGGCCAGGUUAUUACAGGUCAGAAUGAGCCUAUUACGUCAGCUCAUGUCCUAACAAAGGAAAAAAGUCAAGGUGACACAGUCGAUUCAUUUAAGCCAGUCCAAUUGACAGGGAAAACAAAGGGUCAGGGGGGCACUGAAAAUCCUGUAAUACCAGUCAAGGUCACAGAGGAGGAAAAAAGCCAAGAGGACACAGAGGAGAUAGGUUAAUCCUCUUUAAUGAAGCUAGCUGUCAAGAGGGACUUUUACAUUCUCAGAUGGUCAUGAAGUAGAGGGAGCAGCAUAAGGGGAGAUAUUUUUCAAAGGGAUGGCUAAUACUUUUGUCUUUUUGAAAUAUUUUAACCUUUGCAUGUAUACAGCUGAACUUCAUUAAAUUCAGCCAGCAUUAAUCUGAUUUUCACACUAUCAAGCCAGUGUUUGAUGGGUUAUCA
Mizuhopecten yessoensis (Yesso scallop) is the source of this 3527-nucleotide messenger RNA. RefSeq lists its product as uncharacterized. Gene Ontology annotation, molecular function: protein binding. The coding region runs from base 190 to 3306 and encodes 1038 amino acids. Lineage: Eukaryota; Metazoa; Mollusca; Bivalvia; Pectinida; Pectinidae. The transcript is spliced from 9 exons. The record is from RefSeq and is a predicted model, not a curated record.